Messenger RNA from Oncorhynchus masou masou (cherry salmon), 2358 nucleotides. RefSeq names its product meiotic nuclear division protein 1 homolog. The record is from RefSeq and is a predicted model, not a curated record. Lineage: Eukaryota; Metazoa; Chordata; Actinopteri; Salmoniformes; Salmonidae. The transcript has 8 exons. The coding region runs from base 260 to 553 and encodes 97 amino acids.
CUCCGCUAAGCGCAAGAAGUAUGAAAAUCCUGAAGUCUGCAUAGUCAAAAAAAAGGUCUCAGUCUUGAGGAGAAGAGGACUCGCAUGAUGGAGAUUUUCUUCGAGACAGUUGCAGUUGUAAAUGAAAACUUGUUCUCAACUGGCCUACCUGUUUAAAUAAAGAAAGAAGUGUUUCAGCUGAAGGACAUAGAGAAAAUCGCCCCCAUGACUAAAGGAAUAACACCCAUGUCAGUGAAGGAGGUUCUCCAGAGUCUGGUGGAUGACAACAUGGUGGACUGUGACAGUGGGCACCUCAAACUACUACUUCACCAGCAAGGCCCUGCACGCCCGCAAGCGCAGGUUGGAGGAGCUGGACAAGCAGGAGGAGCGGGCCACUCUUUUAAAGGAACUGCAGGCUCUGAGGGAGAAGAGGAGUCAUCUGAAGGCAAAGCUGGAGAAGUACAGGGAGUGUGACCCAGAAGUGAUCGAGGAGAUGAGAAAGUCCAAUGUCACAGCUAAAGAGGCAGUGUCCAGAUGGACAGUCGUGGGCCAAGAGGAAGUUUGGUUUCUAUGACGGACGCAUCGAUAAAGCCUUCGGGAUACCUCAAGACUUACAUGGACUGACUGCAUGAUCUGUAAUUUCUAUUAAUUGUUUUUGUUAAUUGAGUGACAGCCAUUGCACACAUUGCAACGCAAGUCAGACAUGUUACUUAAAUCCACUCAGGCAAGCCCCUCAAAAAAACAGCCUUGUGCUUUUUGUAUUUGACUUGGAGCAGCUGCCAUUUUGACGCUCGCUCAUGGCCCUCGCAGGUGCAAAUGCUGCUUCUGUGGCACUUGAGAAGGCGCUGUGCUAACCUUUUGGCUGUUCCGUCCGUGGUUGGGGUCUGGGAUCAAGAGCCCAGAGUCUUUGACGGAAAUUUGUUUUGUCCAGUACCCCCCCCCCCCACCACACACAGAAAAAGAAGCGGCACAUCGAACUCCCAUCGAUGUUAAACAUCUGAUCUUACCUGAUUUAAACAGAUGGAAAUGAAAACAGCCACUCAUGAUGUUUUUGCUCUCCCCCAUCUCUCUUUUUGUAAUUUACUUUGACAAAAUAAGCGUCUGCCACUGUGGCACCAGGACUGACUGGAUUUUCCUUAUCUCUUGUUUAAAUCAAGAGGGAGAGGGUCAUUGUGGACAUAACGUGCUUGGUGAUUGACAAUGCAGUGGAGAGCAAGGAGCACCGAAACACAAAUAGGAGUGCCACUGAAAUAUUGUUGAGGAGGCUUUACAGUGGGGAUAUGUUUAGAAUUCACCAUUUAGAAGAGCCAUAAAUUAUAACUCCCUGUAAAUGUGCUUUAUAGUUUUGUGGCUCUGUAGACUCGAGAGAGGAUUUCAGGUUUUGUUGUUGAAAACAUGAUGGAUGAUUUGUUUGAAUGGAGAGGUGAAUGACCGGUAACAUUUCAAAGUCUUUGUGUUAUAUUUUCAUAACUGUUGUCUUUCCACAGGCCUACAUGUACCUUAAUUGAUUUCAUAUGCCUUGAAUUUCCAAGCAACAGGGUGAAUGCAUCACCUUUCAUUUUCUGUCAACUGGAAUGUGGCGAAAACCUCUCAAACAUAAAGGGCAGCACUUUUCUAUUGUACUCCGGGAUUUAUUCCAACGUGUUAAGAGCAGAAGGGGUAUUGUAGUUGUGAUCGGUUCAGAAUUAUUUUUGUGCUUUUGCUGACUUGAAGUUUUGACUGUUUUUGUCAAACUGCACAAACAAUGGGUAGAAUUGCUGUGCUCAUGGCGUUGACUCCAGAUGCCAUUAUACUAUUAGGGUUGAAAUGUCAACCCAUUUGUUCCAAAUUAAAGUAUCCACACAGAUCCUACCCACCUCUUCACGUUGUUCAAACUGUACAUGGGAUUGUCACUGCAAUUAUUUACUGCUGUAACCUUGUGCAUGUUCUUCAAUGUUCAAUGUAUUCCUAAUUCCAUGCUCCCUUUACAGCAGAUUCAGCAUUAUUGUACAUAGGGAAAAGGGGCCAUCUAGUCAGUUGUAAAACUGAAUGCAUUCUUCUGAAAACUGUCUUCCGCAUUUAACCAAAUACCUCUGAAUCAGAGGCGUGUAGGGGGUGGCUUUAUUGACAUCCAUGUAAUCAGUGCCUGGGGAGCAGAUGUUGUGGGAGGUUAAUUGCCGUGCUCAAGGGCAGAAUGGUAGAUUGUUACCAUGGCGGCUCUUAAGAUUUGGUCCAGCAACCUUUCGAUUACCAGCCAGGCUCCUGCCGCCCAGUAGGACCUGCUGCUACAAAUAUACUAAUACUUUAAUGAACAAAAAUAUAAACGCAACAUGUAAAGUGUUACUUACAUGAGCUGAAAUAAAAUAUCCCAAAAAUGUUCCAUACAAAUAAAAAGCGUAU